Closterium sp. Naga37s-1 is the source of this 2125-nucleotide messenger RNA. The record is from the annotation of a GenBank genome assembly. Lineage: Eukaryota; Viridiplantae; Streptophyta; Zygnematophyceae; Desmidiales; Closteriaceae.
GAGUGUGGGGAGACGGGUGGCGGAGAGGCUGGGGUGGGAGUUUCACGACGCUGAUGACUUCCACUCGCGGGAGAAUAAAGCCAAGAUGGCGGCAGGUACUCCCCUGUGCGACGCCGACCGCCUGCCAUGGCUGCUCUCCCUGCACGCCCUGCUCUGCCCCUUGCACGCGUUCCCCCUCCCUCCUCCCUCUACACACCGGGGAUCCCAGACACAUGCUCCCCCACAGCACACGUGUCAAGCCCCUGCUGAUUCAUUCGCGCUGUCCCCUUUAUCAUGCUCCUCCCCGCCACGCUCCCCCUCUCCUCCCCCGCCCCAUCCCUCUCCCCCGACCCGUGGCCCGCUGGUGCUGGCGUGCUCCGCCCUCACGCCCACGUACCGCAACGUGCUGAGGUGGGGAGAUGGGUGCAGGUUAGACGCGGAUGUGCGGACCGCAGAGGCAGGGGAUGUGGGGGCAGGGGAUGUGGGGGCAGGGAGGGAAGCGCAGGGCUGUGAGGCAUGUGGGGAAAGAGAGAGUGUGUUGAUGGGUGCGGGGCGUGCAGAGCAUGCUGCCACAGCUGCAAGGGCCAGUGCUGCUGCUUCUGCAGCAGUCAGCAGCCAAUGCGGCCAGCCCAGCGAGGGCAGCAACAGCAGCAGCAGCAGUGGCAAGGGAGGUGCAUGUGGAAGGGGAGAAACGGGCAAUGCGUCAUGCAACCACAUUGGUCGUGGCAGCACAGGCACAUGUCCCGCUGCACCGUGUGCUCCCUUCCUGCCCGCUAACCGUCUCGCUCAGCCGCAGCACACCAGCAGCACAGGCACAGAACACUCUGCACCGUGCGCACCUCGCCUGCUCUUCAUCCUGCUGGACGUUCCUCCCCUCGUGCUGGCAGACAGGCUGGCCCAGCGCCACCACACAGAGGGCCACUUCAUGCCGCCCUGCCUGCUGCCCUCGCAGCUCGCGCUGCUGGCUGUGGGGGAAGGUGAAGGGGAUGUGGUGCGCGUCAAUGCUGAUGGCGACCUGGAGUGCGUGGUGGAUGAUGCUAUGACCCUGCGCUCUGCGCCCUAUUCUCUGCGCCCUAUGCACUGCGCCCUAUGCUCGGCGCCCUAUGCACUGCGCCCCAUGCUCUGCGCCCUAUGCUCUGCGCCCAAUGCUCUGCGCCCUAUGCUCUGCGCCCCAUGCUCUGCGCCCCAUGCUCUGCGCCCCAUGCUCUGCGCCCUAUGCUCUGCGCCCCAUGCUCUGCGCCCUGUGCUCUGCGCCCCAAGGUCUGCGCCCUAUGCUCUGCGCCCCAUGCUCUGCGCCCUAUGCUCUGUUCCCCAUGCUCUGCGCCCUAUGCUCUGCGCCCCAUGCUCUGCGCCCUAUGCUCUACGCCCAUGGCCCACCCUUUCUCCCCCUCAUCCCUGCUUCAUCGCAUUUCCCUCCCUGCUUCACCUCAUUUCCCUCACUGCUUCACCUCAUUUCCCUCCCUGCUUCACCUCAUUUCCCUCACUGCUUCACCUCAUUUCCCUCCCUGCUUCACCUCAUUUCCCUCACUGCUUCACCUCAUUUCCCUCCCUGCUUCACCGCAUUUCCCUCCCUGCUUCACCUCAUUUCCCUCACUGCUUCACCUCAUUUCCCUCACUGCUUCACCUCAUUUCCCUCACUGCUUCACCUCAUUUCCCUCCCUGCUUCACCUCAUUUCCCUCCCUGCUAUCUCUGUUUGUACCCUCCUGCUUCCCUUAUUUCCCCCCCAGCUUCCCCUCAUUUCCCUCCCCCCACCCCCCCCGCUUCCCCUCAUUUUCCCCACUGCUGGCCCCUCAUUUCCCUCCCUUGCUUUCCCUGGUUUCCCCCCCUGCUUCCCCUCGUUUCCCCCCUUGCUUUCCCUUGUUUCCCCCCCUGCUUCCCCUCGUUUCCCCCCUUGCUGUCCCUCGUUUCCCCCCCUGCUUCCCCUCGUUUCCCCCUCUUCUUCACCUCGUUUCAUCUUCCUAUCUCACACUUUCCUUCUCCCCCUCUUCCUAUCUCCCCUCUUCCCUAUCCUCCCUUUUUUUACGGUACUUAUGUCUUUCCCUCUCAGCCCUGCUUUCCUCUCCCCCCUCUUCCCUAUCUCCCCUGUUUGACUUUAGUCUUGUUCCCCCUCCCCAUCCCUCGUAUUCCCUCCCUCUCCUUGGGUAG